AUUCGAUAUAUAAAAGAACUGGAUCGAAACCCAUCCGUUUUAUUACGAUUAGCUGUUGAAAGUGGUGGGUGUCAUGGAUUUCAAUACAAGAUGAAUUUUACAGAUCUGAUUGAAUCUGAUGAUUAUAUAGGAAACGAAUCAUUAGGUUUAGUAGCCAUCGAUUCAGGUUCACUAGAAUUGAUGAAUGGAUCUACACUUGAUUUUGCUACUGAACUGAUCGGUAGUAGUUUUCGAAUUCAAGAUAAUCCAAAUGCUGCUGGACCUGGAUGUGGAUGUGGAGUUAGUUGGGAAUUGAAGUGA
Molecule: messenger RNA, 300 nt
Organism: Melampsora larici-populina 98AG31
Lineage: Eukaryota; Fungi; Basidiomycota; Pucciniomycetes; Pucciniales; Melampsoraceae
Exons: 2
Biological process (GO): iron-sulfur cluster assembly
Cellular component (GO): mitochondrion
Molecular function (GO): 4 iron, 4 sulfur cluster binding; iron ion binding; 2 iron, 2 sulfur cluster binding
Source: RefSeq, a predicted model, not a curated record